Erythranthe guttata (spotted monkey flower) is the source of this 1006-nucleotide messenger RNA. RefSeq lists its product as uncharacterized. NCBI's taxonomy places the organism in Eukaryota, Viridiplantae, Streptophyta, Magnoliopsida, Lamiales, Phrymaceae. The record is from RefSeq and is a predicted model, not a curated record.
UCUAGACUCUCUCUCUCUCUAGAUUCAACUUAAUUAAUUAACCCUAAAAACAAUUCACAGAAAUGGAGCAGAAUUUGCCGAUAAUAGCAAAGAAAUUCUGGAGCAUUGUGCGAGUUCUUUACUUCAUGUUGAGAAAAGGAAUCUCAAAGGGCAAACUCUUCUCCGAUCUCAACUCAAUGAUCAAGCGCGGCAAGAUCGCCGGAAAAUCCGCCCUCAACAACCUCAUCCUCCACCACGCCUCCGCCGUCGCCCGCCGCUCCCAAAACACUCCAGACCCGCGGCUCGACGAGUACGAGUUCAGCUGCAGCAACACCCCCGCCCACCCCACCACCACCACCUUCCGCCUCGGCCCCUUCCACCUCCUCCUCAACAAGCGCAAACACUCCGCCGCCGCCGCCGCCCCACCACCGCCGCCGCCCAUCGACGCCGAGAUGGUGGCAGCAGCCCUCCAGAUCUUCCAUAGCGCGUCGUCGUCGCCGGCCCUACCUGGGUUCGGGCCGAGCCCGAUGGUGCGGCAGCUGAGAAUCACAGACUCCCCGUUUCCGAUUGAAUUGGAAAACAGUAACCCCCACGUGGAUGAGGCGGCGGAGGAGUUUAUAAUUAGGUUUUAUAAUGAUUUGAAGAAGCAGAAUUCCAUGGGUUAUCUGGGUUAUAAUAAUUCUUGAUUUUAAUUUACUGUUUUGGGGUUUUGUAUUAUUAAUGCUUGAUUUUGGACGUUGCUGUGCGAAGAAAAAUAUUGUUUCGUGCAUGGUGGGGGUGGGAAUGCAAUUAUGAAGAGUUUUGGGGUCGUAAGUGAAAUAAGGAAAGAAAUUGCGAGAGCCUACUACUUCCGGUCAAGUCUGCAGUCUGCACUGAAUGAAUUAAGGAUUAUAACUGCUGUAGCUAUCACUUUAAUCACUGUUGUAAUAAUUCCAUGUGAAUUAAAUUAAUCCCUUUGUUGGAUUGAUUAGGUGUCGGAUAAAAUAUAUUUUACGUACGAGGAAUAUUACUGUAUAAUUUUCUCAUA